UAACCAGUUAGACAUUGAAUAGUGCGGACAAGCUUAGAGUAAAAGUAUUUGAAGUAAAAAAAAAAUGAUAAUAAAAAACGAAGAAACAAUUGUUGUGCCGGAACACUUGAACGAAGAGUUCUUCGUGAAUGCUCUCGAAGAAGGUUUGCGCGAAACGAAAAUUGUCAUACAUGAAGUGAACUUCGCCUGGGGCAGUAAUCCUGGGGAUAAUUAUUGUUCAAGUAUUUAUCGCGUGGUCAUUACCUAUGACAGUUAUGGAGAGAAUCCCCAGAAAAAUGAGAAAAUCUCAUUAAUUGUGAAGACCAUUCCCAUUUCGACGGAAACACAAUUUCUCGAAGACGUUGGUGUGUUUGUGAAGGAAAAAUUAACAUAUACCGAUGUAUUGCCACGAUUGGCAAUUUUGACUGAAUCGGAUGUGUUUGGUGCAAAAUGUUUCUAUGCCACCAAAAGUCCCAUGCAAACAAUUGUUUUCAAUGAUUUAACUGUGGAGGGUUUCAAAGUUGCCUCCCGCCAGGAUGGUUUGGAUUGGAAUCAUACGACUUUGAUUUUGGAAAAAUUGGCUAAAUUCCAUGCCACCUCCAUGGUUUUACUCAAAAAGGAUCCCGCCAUCGCCAAACGUUUCCAACGUGGUAUGCUGUGCGAAGAAACCGUGCUGAAAACUGAAACAUUUUUCAACAUGUUUGGUGGUUAUUUGAAUCAAUUGAUUAAAACUGCCUCAACUUGGUCGGGCUUUGAAGAGAUUACUGCAAAAUUACAAAAAUAUUAUAGCGAUUUCAAAAACAUCAGUUAUAAGUUGGGUAAAGCCAAACAAGGAGAUCGCAUUGUCGUACUCAAUCACGGUGAUUUGUGGACCAAUAACUUUAUGUUCGGCUAUGAGGAUGAUAAUCAGCCACAAAAACCAACUAAGGCAUUAUUUGUUGAUUUCCAGCUCAGCUUCUACGGCAGUCCUGCUUGCGAUUUGAACUUCUUCUUGAACACCAGUGUCCAAUUUGAUAUUCUCACAACGAAGCGUGACGAGCUAAUUGAAACCUACUACAAAACAUUUGCCGAAACACUGGAAUAUGCCCGCUAUGAAUCCAUACCCACUUUGGAUGAUCUCAAAUAUGAAUUGCGCUCGAGAGAAUUGUAUGGCCUAUUCGCUCUAUUUGGUUUCUUGCCCAUGGUUACAAUUCCAAAAGAAUUAUCCAACGAUGCCAGCAUUGAAGCCUUUGCCAAUGAAGAUUAUGCCGCCAAGAAAUUGGCUCAAAUAUUUGCCCAAGAAAAGUUGCAGAAACAAUUGAAAUUUGGUUUGCAACGUUUGGAGAAAUUGGGAGUACUCGAUGAAUUUUAGAUUUAGUUACUCGUAUUUGGGUCCGAAUGUGAUAAGCAAUGCACGUUGUGUACGGGUACAUACAAAAAAUAUGGUUUUUAGUUAAAAUGGAGGAGAAGCUGUUAAUGUGAAAACAGGAUUAUUCAUACGGAAAAUGCUGUGAGAUGUUGAUGAUCUUUUCAUGAGUGUUUUUUAGUACAAAUAUUUGUAUCAAGGUUUAGAUUUAGUAAAAUAAAUAAAUAAAUAAGUUAAUAAAAAAUA
This is a messenger RNA of Musca domestica (house fly), 1570 nucleotides long. RefSeq lists its product as uncharacterized. The coding region runs from base 65 to 1330 and encodes 421 amino acids. Lineage: Eukaryota; Metazoa; Arthropoda; Insecta; Diptera; Muscidae. The transcript is spliced from 4 exons. The record is from RefSeq and is a predicted model, not a curated record.